UGUGGGGUGCUGAUAGCCAGCAGUUCUCUGUUGGCUCCUGCAGGCAGGUCCAUGCAGGCUGUUUGUAAAAGGGCUGGUGCUGGUCAGGAGUACCACAGGUGUUGGGCUGCAUGCGGCUGUGCAAUAAGGCUUUGUGGUUAACGCUCUGCAGCUGUUACCUCUUGGGGGGAAACAACUACGACUUGAUCCUGUGAAUGAGGUCUGUGCUGUGAGUAGAGAAAGAAAGGAGUGCCUCUCACUUGCGGAGGGUGCUGGAUGAGAAGCAUAUGUGUGCUGCUCCCAACGUGCUGUGUUUCCUGAGUGCUGCUAGGGAAUGUUCACUAUCAGCAAAGAGGCACUGCAAACAGGGAGCCCGUGUUCCUGAAGCAGUGUAUGUGCACACUCAUUCCUGCAUGCUUUGGAACGAAGCGGGGUUCCUGCAGCCCUGUUCUGGUGCUUCCUAUCCAGGUGGGAAGUUGCUGUCCCCUGUUGUGCAUAAGGAGUGUUCUUUCUUGGGAGGCUGGGAAGAGGUUUAAGUUGUGGGAAAAGUUGGGUGCUGUCAGCAUGCUGUGAGCACGCUCUGCACAAGAGCAGACAAUGAGAAUGUCUCACAGGAGUGUGCAUUCAGUUCUGAGUGCAGACUGGGAACAGUGGGUGAGAGGAAGACCUUGACUCCAGCUGUUUCACAAGAAGGUCAGUAAGAAAAUCAAGACAUGAGCUAUGUAAGCUUGCAGUGCAAGUGCCAACAAAAGCUGCUGCUCAGCUGAAGUGCUUCCAGACCAUGGCUGACUGCAAAUGCAGAGCACAGUGCAUGGUGUAACUGUUGUCCCCAUCACUGUGUUCUCAAAGGUCAGUUAGGUGUGAGUUCUGAAGGUUCUCUGUGGCAGCCACAAGCAGCUUUCUGCUUUGUCUUUGCUUGCUCCAGGUGCUGCUGUGCACUGCCCUAGGCUGGGUCCAGCAGGGGCUCCACAGUCGGGCUGGCCAGCAGCCUGCUGACAGCUCCAUCUCCAGCAGGCUGCACGCUGCAGCUGCUGACUCUGCAGCAGUAUUGCAUCACAGGUUGCUGCUUCAAUUGCUCUGUGCUGGAAGUGAGAUUUCAAGCGUGGUCAGGAAUGUGGUUUCACUGUAAUUAAUGUGAUUUCCUCUAGACUGGGAGAAAAUGGAUUGCCCUCUGAGACCCUGGUAAGAUUGAAGUUUACCUCUAAUUUAUUAUCAGUAUUCAUUUAGAUUAUUGCGUUACCCAUCAAUAGAACAGUAAUGAACUAAAUCAUGUUACUUAGUGUAACACCAAUCUGCAUGCACUCUCUAUACAUGCAACAAAUGAUGUGUACUGUCUGCAUAGUACUCAACUCAUCUGCUGGACACUGGUGUUCCUUAACGGACAGUACUUCAUCCUUAUGGACACUGCAGAACCACUGUUGCUGUAAGAGAGUGAGCUGGAGUCUUUUUUGUCUUGUAUUAUUGUCGAAGAGUCAACGCAGAGCUAUUUGCAGAGCCUUUGCUUCUGGAUCAUGCAUGGAGAACUCAUGGCCUUCCUCCCUUCUGUCCCUGCAGGUCCUAUCUGGAUUUUGCACACUGUUAGAUUUGGUGACAGUGGUCCUGGUGGGUGUAAUAACAUGAGGAAUGAGUGUGUGCUCUGUAGGGUUGGAAAACAGAGAGUGGGUUUCAUUGUUGUGUAGUGGGGUGGACAUCAUCGUGCUUGGUGAACUUCCAGCUUCAAGUGGAGCACAAUAAACCUUAGUUGAUCACCAUGUGGAAUAACUUGUCCUGUGACUUUGGCUCCAGAGGCUCCCAGUGGUGAGCUUAAAGUCUUUUUUUUUUGCCCAACAAAGUCUUCAGUGGGGGCUAAGGCCAAGUGGGGCAGUGGGAGGUUUCCUUCAGUCCACCUAUUGCCUGCAGUUGGGUUUUGGCAAGGCAAGUGCUGUGUGUUAGGGUUUAAUUCCAUGUUUUGUUAUAUGGUCACUAUUGAUUACGUAUAGGUGAUCCUGUCCGAGUCAUUGACGUUGUGUAAGUGAUGAAAGGCAGGCUCUUGUGAACCCAAAGCAAGAAAGGAGUUUGAAUGGUACUUAACUAAGAAGGAUAACAUGCAUCUGCUUAGUUUUUUAUUCAAAACUGUAUCUUAAGCAUGAAUUAAAACUACACUUUAAAACGUUCAGAUACUUGGAUUGCUAAACCUAAGACCUGUCAGUCAGCAAAUGUCUGGCUGAGGGUUGCAGAAGCUUAGUUCUGCCUGUGUGAUCCAUCCUGUGCACUGAAUGAGCCAAUGAUUUGCAGGAAAAUUAGUAUGCAAACGUAACUGUUAACCUCCAUUUGCAUUAAUCAUCUUUUUAAGUCAUAUGCUGUUCUAAAUAUGAUGCUUCCUAAUUUUCCAGAGUUGAACUCCAAACCAAAAUAACUGCCUUGCAAAUUAGUUUCUGACAUGGAACCUCUUCGUAUUGUUUGUGUUUCUGAAAGGAUAUUGUACAGAUGUUAAGGUGAGCCACAGAAGGUCAACCACAAGUGGGAUUCCAGUCCUCAGCAUUGACUGUAAUUCAUGCAGUUGCCUCCUUGGGUAAGGUGUUAUUUUGUGGGUGAAGCUGGAGCUCUGUCCAGGAAAAUGAGAGCUGAUGUCUGACCUGUUUCCCUGUCCCUCUGCUGCUUUGUAUGUCUGCCUCAGCCGCCCUGCAGUGUUUCAUGGCCCCUUUUGCUCCUGCUCUGCCCGAAGCGUGGGUAUGCAUGGCUUCUGUGUCCAGGGGCUGCCAAAUAAUUAAGAAAAGCAAGCAGCCAUAGGAAAACAGUUCAGUUUUGCUUGAAUGGAUUGCCGUGAGACAGCGUCUGUGCUGUUGAGGGAACUUUAAAGGCUGCCUGCAAACCAGGGAAGUGUCAGAGCUUGUCAAAAAGCUGUGGCUCUCGUUCUUACAGUGACUUAACAGUGUUAUGUGGCUGUUAGUAAAGUGUACCUACCAGCUUUUGCCACUGAGAUGAUGAGAGUUUAUCUAGCAUAAUAGCAAAACUCAGAUUUUAUUAAAGUGAGUGCGACUUGUGCUGCUGACUUGUUUUAGUACUUCUGUACCCCUAUCAAAUUUCUCAUAGAAAAUGCAUCACCGUGGAGGUGAUGAUCUGAAUUUCAAGCAGGCUGUCUGAUUGUGAACUGCAGGGCUCCUAUGUGUGUGUUAAUGAGUGUUACCAGACAGCCCGGAUGUAAGCGUGAGGUGUGUAAUGUCUCAGCAGUGCACAGCCCGUAGCUGCUGGUGUGUAAGAGCUGCCUGGGUUUUACAGCCCGUGUCUAAUAAAUUGUCACUUUUUAUCAGGAAUGAUAAAAUUAGCUUUGAAACCAGCGUUUGAAGAGGAAAGUGAGAUAUGGGGCACAGUUUGUUUGCUAACUCAUGCAAAGGUCUUAAAGGCAACUUGGAAGAUUUUUCUUGCAUGUGUUUACUACUUUUUUCUGUUACCAGCCACCGCUUCUAGCAAUAUGAAUGCUCUUUUUGUUUGUUUUCUUUGAUUUUAAGAAGUCAAUCCUGAGCAGGGAGCAGUAACAUAAUUCAAUAUACAUUGGAGCUUUGGAGGCUGUUAUUUCUGAGGCUAGUUCAAAGGGCAGGAACUCCUCAGAGACACAAUGUGGCUGGCUGGUUUCCUUCGACUGAAAGAGCAGUGCAGCACUUAAGUAGCAUCCCAAGUUUGUGUAAAAGCUUUUGACACGUUAUCUCUGGGCAAAAAGAAAUGUGGAGGAGGUUGUGGAGUGGGCACAGCUGAACCUCUUGGCAGUGCAUUGGGAAAAGCCUCUGCUUCUCUGGGGUUGACCCUGCAUAUAGUGCUGGCUUUGUUCCCUUCCCUAUCGCUUAGGGCCGUGUGAGACAGGUUCUUUUCCCCAUGCUUGUGUGAGGGCUCUUGGUAGGAACACAGCACUGCUGCAUGCAGUGCAGGCACAUUACCUGCCUAGCAAGGGCUGUGCUGGAGCCGAUGCUGUCCCCAGCUGCCCCACUCAUUGCCCCCACUUCCUGCAGUUCUGAUCCCAAGGUACAAAUAGUAGAAGAACGUGCUUUUGGGAGGAAAGAGUGUGUGCAUGAAUUAAUGAGUAUGCUACAGAGGUAUUUGUUUCCAAAUCUCCUUUAUUUUUUAUUUUUUUCUUCUUUUUCCUUGACUUGUAUUUGCUUCCUUCUUGACCUUUUGGCAAGGGGGAGCAUAUGGUGAUGUGCUGUCCAUCUGGUUGCUGCUUACUGUGAACUCAUGAUACAGGCAAACUUGGCUCCAUCUUCAUUUCAUAGGGAGGCAGAGCUGCUAAUAGAGUGACAGCUGAGGUGUUUAUUCUGAACUGCAAGAAGGAACUGAGUGAGAAGUGAAUACAAAGGGCAUUCUAUGAACACAUUCAGUCUUCUGUCUUAAAUACUCGUGCUACGCUUGGAUUUAAAGCAAAGGAGAGUGGAACUUUGUUGUGCCCUGGGCUGUUAAGUACGGAUAAGACAAAUUCUUCCCCAGGGGAUUUACAAGCGAAAUGAAUUUUCAUGAGGGCAGUGUGAAUGAUGAUAGAUAUGUCUGGAAAAAAAAACACAGAAGCCCCACUUUGUUGUGUAGGUAAUACUAUAUAUGUGCCACUAAGAAUUCUGCUGCACAACGGUAGCACAAGCUUGUAGCCGUCUUUCAAAACACAAUUCUUCAGUAGCUACUUUUCUUUUUAAAUGAUCAGGUGCAACACUGGUAAGAAUCUGUGUUGAUGUGGGAGCUUGGGUACAUUCAGCCUGUCUUGUUUGUGGCCUGCAUUAAGGUUUGAUGCUGGUAAGGAGAAGCUGUCUCACCUUUGUCAGUGUGUGCCUAUGUAUCUUUCUCUAACCACCCGAUGCUAGCGCCAUAAUAACCAAACUUUCUUCUUAUCAUCUAAAGGAACACUGCUGAGAAAUCAGCUAGGCUGUAUUCAUACUGUAAACAAUUACUGAAUGCCAUUUAUUUUAUCAACACAGUAGUUAACUUUUGUGUUGUCUUGUCUUUGCUCCAUAGUGGUUUUUUUUUUCACGCCACCACAUGGAAAAUCCUGUUUGUUUGCUAACUGGAAGAGGUGAUUAUAAAAGCAGAAAGUAGGUGGGAGGGUCAGAUGCUGUAAUUUACCUGAAACAACCUUGCUCGCUGUUUAGAUCAGGGAUCCUCACUUCUGGUAGUUCCAUGCAUAUUUAUUAUGUAGGACGGCACUGCAGUGACCCUGCUGUGAUGUGAAACUGCUUGCAGGCUGCGAAGAAUAGUUUGGGUUUUGAUGGGGGAUUGUUGCUAGAGUUCAAGUUCACAGCAUUUUUGCAUUCUUUAAGGUUUUUAUUCUGUCUUGAACAGAAGUUCAGACAAGCUUUUAAUACAGCGUUGGUGAUUUUGGCUUUUGUUUUUUUUUUCCCUGAAAGCAUCAGCUUUUAAAAGCUGGAGAUGGUUUUUGAAAAAGCUUCUGCCCCAUACUGUGAGAUGCUGAAGAUCUCUGCUCUGUGUCGUUCUUUCACUUGAAAAGUGAGAAGAAAUAAAGAAAAGGACAUAACUCAGUGAUUUGCUUCUGAUGGCCAAAACAGAACUUCAGAGGCCAGGUAGUUUGUUACAGUGGUUGGGCUGUUUAAAUGCUCCAGGCUGUGAAGUGAAGUCUUCUCCAGUGUAUUACUUCAAUAUUCAGGUUAAGUCCACGAUGGAUGUGAUGUGACAUGUUCAUGUUUGUGAACGUUUCCAACAAACCUGGCUCCCUGCUGCUGGUUUCGAAGGUGAAUUUAUUCCAAAGUGCUGCUUUUAGUUUCGUGCCCAGGUUCAGGUACUGCCAGAAAGCAGAGGAAUUUUGAUGUCUGAGUGAAGGCAUUGGAAAUUCUGGGGAGGCCUGGAGUGCUGGGCUAAGGGCUGCCCCUAAGCCAGGAGGGAUGGGAACUCAAGGACUCUUACAGCCCCUUGAAUAUUGAGCUCUGUACUCUCAAGUUUUAAUUCUUGUGCAUGUGUGAUUUCCACUGUAACUUCUUGUGGUUAAAUAUUCUUCAGUAACUCGUACUCUUCUGAAGUCUGGGAGCUGUGGAAAGAAUUUCCCUCCUCUGUCCUCUGGAGGCUGUGUGCUGAACAGGAUCACUGUGUCUGCUGUAAGCUUACGUGUGUGCGUUGUUUUGAAGGAACUUCAAGCUGUCUAAAAUGAUUGCAUUCAAGCUGCUCGUAACCUGCCAAUCUGUAAAUCUGAAAGAGCUAGAUGCAAUGAAGGGGCAAACGAAGCUAAGGGGUUAUUCAUCUGCUUUGCAGGCUUGGGAGUGGGGAACUGAGGAGGUGAGCAGCAUCAGCUGGUGCCUGGUUGAUAUUUCCUGGAUCAUUUUUACUCAUGAUCCACAUGAGAAAUGAUCCACAUCAUCAUCUGAAAGAUUGCUGUUUGAUAGAUGGCCUUUAUGAAGAGUGAAGGUGUGAAGUGAGCUUUGUUCUAAAUUGCACCUUGCAAUGGGAUUAAGGUGUAUGGGACAAAUGGACUGCAAAGUGUAGGCUUGUAGCUCUCAUUUUGGGAGUGGGAGGACUUUGUGCUCUAGUGCCUCUACGUUUUGCAGGCUUUAAAAGCCACCUUGCAGUGUGUUUGCUUGUUAUGUGUUAGCUGUGUGCCACAGGAGCUGUCCCUCCAGGUAAUGUCUGGUGUGACGAAAUCCUUAUCUUGAUUAUGACGCUGCUGUAAUGCAAUACAGAUUGCUUUAUCAUAGAACGAAGGUAGGAAAAGGGAAAACCAGAGUUCAAAAUGUUGAAUUACAUAAUGGAGAACUUGGUUCUGGAGGAAAACAGGUAGUGAGGUGGUAUUUUCCUUCCCAAGGACACCGGCUUUGUUUAAAUAGUUUGACAGAGUGCUUAGCAAGCUGACAUAGGCUGCUUCACUGGGUCCGUAAAGUGUGCUGCUGGAGCUGCGUUUGGAGGAGAAUAAUGUAAUGCAUCAGAAACCUUUAAUUAUAUGCUUUAGUCAGCUCUGUCUAGGUCAGAAGAUGUUAUAUUAUCAAUAAUGUAUUAUAGACAUUUCAUAGUAACUUGGAUAUGCGUGGAAUAAUUGGUCUUUGUUAAGCAGACACUGGCAAUGUUUGCAUUCAGAGCCUAGGUUUGACAUAAACAAAAAACAUAUUUGAUAUCACCUGAUAUCUAGUUGAUGGAACAACUGAAUAGAUCAGAGUUGAGCAAAAGCUUAUACAAUGCAAAAUAUGGACUGUUUUACUACGUCUUCUCUCUGAAUGGUACUAGCAGUUCUGAAAGCAUUUCUUGGUUUAUGGAAUUUAAUUUUGUAUGUGUUUGCUUGCAGCAGUGCUCAGGACCUACAGCCUUUUUAAACAUAGUGUAUUAAACUAACAACCACCACCCACCCUGAAGAUUAAAACUGCUUACAAGCUUACCAGGCUGCCUGAGGGGAGAAAGGGAGGAAAACAGUGAAGGAGAGCAAGCUUCUGAUUAAAAGGCAUGCGAAUGGGUUUGGGGGGACAAAUUGUCUUUCUGUUACAUGUUACCUCAUUAUAUAUAUACUUCUACCUUACAAAUAAGUUUUUCUUAAUUCUUUGGUGAUUUUAAAGCUGACUAGGAAACUUACUGCAAUGGCGAUAGCUGAUAGAAUUUGCACUUGUGUCAUGUUGUGAUCCAAAGCAAGAUUGUAAGUUCAUCUGUGGGUUCCUGACUGGGUGUGCCUAUCUGUUCAAAAACAUCCCCAUUUGCUUCAGUGGCCUUUCUUAGAAGGGCUGGGAAACAAGUGGUGGUGGACAGAUCUCUUUUCUGAAUUUUAUCCUGCUGAAAAGUCGAGGAUCUCUACCCCACCUCCCCAAGCUGGAGCUUAAAGAAAAAGCAACAGUGACACAAUUAUUACCGAAAACGAUGACAGAAGUGAUGAAGCCUGCUCAAAGUGGUGUGUUUUUUAUGGUAUGAGGUCCAGUGUAUUCAGUUAAUCAGCUGCAUGUUCUCUAUCUUGCUGUUCAGCCAGCAAAAGAUCAGUCUGCCUUGCAGUAGAGAAGUUGUAUUUUCAGUAUGAACGAUUUCUCUUUUUGAGCUGUGCUCAGCACUUCUUGCCUUCCCUAAGGAGGUGGCAGUGAUUGUAGCAUUUAUCAUACAUAAAGGAAUCUGUCUUUCUGUGUGUAGCUGCCAGAACUUAUGUGAGAAAUGGGGACAAAGAAGGCAGCGUCCACACUCGAUAACCCUUCAGCCAGCAGCCCUGAUGGUAAACCAAGGAAAUCUUCCUGAAUUCGCACCUGCACUCCAUCCUCAACAACAGCAAUAGCAGAGUUGAACAGAUCUGACAGCAUGUCUCCAAAGGAAUCCACUUGCAAAAUCUUGCCUGAAAUACAGGUUUAGUGGUCUGCAUGUGAAGCUCUUGACCUGUACUGUGAAAACCUGAACCUCUUUGUUGAAACAGCUUCAUGUUCUCUCCAAAUACUAAGGUGUAUUAUCUGAAAAAUCUGAGAAUGGAAUGACUACAUUUUACAUUAAUACAAGUUUCCAGUAUGUUAAAUAAAGCCUUGGAAAUGGCUCUACAAUUGAUAAGCCUCAUUUUGGAUGUCUAGAACAUCUGUGCAAAGCAGCUGGAAUUAGUUGAAUAUAAUAACCGCUGCUGAUUGAGUUGCAUCCUCCAACAUGACCAGUCCUCAGCCUGCCAUAGAAGGUGGUGUUUCAGAAGUUGAGAUAAUUUCGCAGCAAGUUGAAGAAGAGACCAAAAGCAUUGCUCCUGUACAGCUUGUUAAUUUUGCUUAUCGAGAUCUACCCUUAGCUGCACUUGAUCUGUCUGUGGCUGGGUCCCAGCUUUUGUCAAAUUUGGACGAGGAGUACCAAAGAGAAGGAUCUAACUGGCUAAAACCGUGCUGUGGGAGGCGAGCAGCUGUGUGGCAGGUAUUUUUGCUCAGUGCAAGUCUCAACAGUUUCCUGGUAGCCUGUGUAGUGUUGGUGGUGAUUCUUCUGACUCUGGAACUCCUAAUAGAUAUAAAGCUUCUCCAGUUUUCAAGUGCUUCACAGUUUGCAGGAGUAAUUCACUGGAUCAGCCUAGUCAUCCUGUCUGUUUUCUUUUCAGAGACUGUUUUGAGGAUUGUGGUCCUUGGCAUAUGGGAUUACAUUGAAAACAAAAUAGAGGUGUUUGAUGGUGCUGUUAUAAUCUUGUCCUUGGCACCAAUGGUGGCCUCAACAGUGGCUAAUGGCCCCAACAGCCCUUGGGAUGCUAUCAGCCUUAUUAUCACACUACGAAUAUGGAGAGUGAAGAGAAUCAUUGAUGCAUAUGUCCUUCCAGUGAAAGUGGAGAUGGAGAUGAUGAUUCAGCAGUAUGAGAAAGCAAAGGUUAUUCAGGAUGAACAGCUGGAAAGACUAACCCAGAUCUGCCAAGAACAAGGGUUUGAGAUCAGGCAGCUGAGGGCCCACCUUGCUCAGCAAGAUUUGGACCUGGCUGCAGAGAGAGAAGCUGCGCUGCAGGUCCCACACGUACUGAACAAGCAGAGCAGCAACAGGUACAAGGUGGUUGCCACUGAAGACUCAGAUGAUGAAGCCACUGAGACCAUCACUGAGUUGCAGUCUCCACGAGAGGAUGACAUGAACAAUUACAUCAGCCGGUACUACAAUGAGCCCAGCAGUGACAGCGGUGUUCCUGAGGCUGCCAUCUGCGUGGUCACCACGGCCGCCAUAGACGUCCAUCGCCCCAACAUCUCCUCCGAUCUCUUCACGGUGGAGGUGCCAAUGCGGCUCAGCAGCACCGGGACGUCGGCCAGCAUCACUUCGGGCAGCGCCUCCCGCUCCACCGUCAGCUCUGGCACCCAGGCGUGCAGCGAGAGCAGCCAGACGCUGGGCUCCUCCCCAGACUGCAGCGCAGCCUGCGAGGACGCGGCCGGCACCAGCCCUCACGCAGACCUCGUGUCCAGCCAGCAGCGGGUGGCACAAGCCGUGGUCCAGGAGCUGCUCUCUUCCCUGUCUGAAGAGGCACGCCUGGCGCAGAAGGGGCUGGACCCUGUCAACCUGAAGCUGCCCAGCCCAGCCGGCUCAGUGAGGGCCAGCCCUGAGCUCAGCCACCGCCUCAGCGUCUACAACCGCAGGAAUCAGGAGAACCUCGAGGUCUUCCAGCUAAAGCCACUCAUAGAUUCUCCACAGGGCCCCUCCAUGAUUGAAGACAAGUAUGGGGCCCUGGGACCCCCCGAGCCACGGCUGAGCAAGGUACCUGAGGCCUAAGGAGCUGUGGGGCAUGCUCACUGUGCUGGGUCAACAGGCAAGGCAGCAGCACCGGAGGCCACCUAUGGCACCUCCUGCAAUGGCCACCAGCCCAGGGCUGGACUUGCACCACCCAAGUGGCCCCCAGCAGGCCUGCCCUGCCACCAGCUCUGGGCCAGCCGGUACGGAUGGCGUCCUCUGAGGCACAGGAGACCUUCGCCCUGUCUUCAGCCACCAGGAUUGGACCCGCAGUGCCCAGUGGCAGGGAGAAAAGACUUACGGCCGUGUCCUGCCACCAGCCUGGGGUCAGCCCCAAGGUGCAUUACCUUCCACCAGCACCAAGCUACAGUGUCCAGGGACAGACAGAGCUGCUGGCCAGCCUGCUCCAAGCCUGGCCUCCCAGCUCCCCAUGUCCUCUGCCCAGGGGCUGAGCACAGCUGGGAGGGGAGUGAGGUUGGGAAUAAACACUGACAACCACUGCUGCCUCCCUUGUUCCUGUCUUCCAUCCCUCCCUCCUUACCUUAAACCUCUCCCUUCCCUUACCUUUCCUGCCU
Lagopus muta (rock ptarmigan) is the source of this 10631-nucleotide messenger RNA. It is a transcript of the gene TMEM266, whose product is annotated as transmembrane protein 266. The coding region runs from base 8530 to 10098 and encodes 522 amino acids. Gene Ontology annotation, molecular function: voltage-gated channel activity; monoatomic ion channel activity. The record is from RefSeq and is a predicted model, not a curated record. Gene Ontology annotation, biological process: transmembrane transport; monoatomic ion transport. Gene Ontology annotation, cellular component: plasma membrane. The transcript is spliced from 12 exons. NCBI's taxonomy places the organism in Eukaryota, Metazoa, Chordata, Aves, Galliformes, Phasianidae.